GCACAUCUCACUUGUUCAUUCUAUCAUCAACCAAUAAUUUCCAAUGUAUUUGGGCCAAACCGUGUCUCUGAAUGUCUGUUGUCCUCAUAUAUUCCACAUGGUCCUGUUGGGAACUACUUAGGCUAGUAUCACACACACACACAUAUAUAUAACAAACCCCAUGGCUAAUAGCAUUAUAGCUAAGUUCAUCAAUAGAAAUUUAAGCCAUUCAAAUUUGAAUCAACCAUGCAAAACACAAGUUACAGUUCACUGUUAGUGGCUGUUAUCUUCAGUACCUUCUUUUAUGUCUUUUUCCUACAAGGUGUUAUCGCUAACACUAUGGCAGCUUCUAAUUCCUCAUCCACAAAUGAGGAACAAGAGGCUUUGCUUCAGAGCAAAUGGGGAGGUCAAAAUAUCUCAAAUUAUUGUAAAUGGAAUGGUAUUGUGUGUAAUGAAGCUCAAAGUGUUACAGAGAUUUCAACUACGAAAUAUUUUUACAUUCCUCCAACAGAAGCUCAUAUUCAGAAUUUCAAUGUGACUGCAUUCCCUAAUUUAAUCCAUCUAGACCUUAGUCGAUUGGGACUCAAAGGAAAAAUCCCCACUGAAAUAAGCUUUCUUAAAAAGCUUAUCUAUCUUGAUCUAUCCUCUAGUUGUCUUCAAGGUGAGUUGCCUAGUUCUCUUUCUAGUCUCACUCAACUCGAGACACUUAAUAUUUCUAACAAUUUUCUUACUGGUGUGAUCCCUCCUACUUUGGGUCAAUUGAAGAACUUGACCCUACUUUCCCUUGACUCAAACCAAUUUGAAGGCCACAUUCCAGAAGAACUAGGGAAUUUAAGAGGGUUGAAGCAGUUAACUCUUUCAAAUAACUCCCUCAAUGGCUCAAUCCCUUCUACUUUAGAGCACUUGAUCCAUCUCAAAGUUUUGGAUCUUUCUUAUAAUAAGAUUUUUGGUGUUAUACCAGAGGGGAUAUCUGCACUGACACAACUAACAAAUGUUCAACUAUCUUGGAAUCAAAUAUCUGGUUUCAUUCCAUCUGGGAUUGGACGAAUCCCAGGACUUGGAAUUUUAGAUAUUUCCAACAAUCAGCUUGAGGGACCUAUUCCAUAUGGUGUUCUGAACCAUUGUAGUUAUGUGCAGCUAAGCAACAACUCUUUAAAUGGAAGCAUUCCUCCUCAAAUAGGAAAUAUUUCAUAUCUAGAUCUUAGUUAUAAUGAUCUCACAGGAAACAUACCUGAGGGACUCCAUUCUGUGCCUUACCUUAAUUUGUCUUACAAUUCCUUCAAUGAUUCAGAUAACAGUUUUUGUGGUUUUCCAAAAGACUCAUUAAUUGGUAAUAAGGAUUUCCAAUAUUCAUGCUCUUCUCAGUCUUCUGGAGCUGACAUUUCUUUAGUAAUGAUAAUUGUCUUUUCUACCUUCAAUGGAAUGGUUGUUUCAAUAGUCCUUGUAUGUUGGGGCAUUCAUGCUUUCUGUCCCCCCCAUAAUGAGUUUGGAAGUGAGGAAAGAAGAAAGAAUGGAGACAUGCUUUCAAUUUGGAACUAUGAUGGUAAGAUAGCAUUUGAAGACAUAAUUAAGGCCACAGAAGACUUUGAUAUAAGAUAUUGCAUAGGAACAGGUGCUUAUGGGACUGUGUACAAAGCACAGCUUCCCAGUAACAGAAUUGUUGCACUGAAAAAGCUUCACAAAGCAGAAUCUGAAAAUCCAUCUUUUUACAAGAGCUUUUGCAAUGAGACCAAGAUCUUGACAGAAACUCGCCAUCGUAACAUCAUUAGGCUUUAUGGCUUUUGUUUGCAUAACAAGUGUAUGUUUUUGGUGUAUGAGUAUAUGGAAAGGGGAAGCUUAUUUUAUAACUUGUCUAUUGAUGUGGAAGCUCAAGAGUUGAAUUGGAGCAAGAGGAUAAAUAUUGUAAAAGGGGUAGCCUAUGGCUUGGCUCACAUGCACCAUGAUUGUACUCCACCCAUUGUUCAUCGAGACAUAAGCAGUAACAAUAUUUUGUUGAACUCGGAGUUACAAGCUUUUGUCUCGGACUUCGGCACAGCAAGACUUCUUGAUUGCCAUUCAUCAAAUCAAACUCUUCCAGCUGGUACUUAUGGAUAUGUUGCUCCAGAAUUGGCUUACACCUUGACUGUGACUACAAAAUGUGAUGUUUAUAGCUUUGGAGUGGUGGUUUUGGAAACAAUGAUGGGUAGACAUCCAGCUGAAUUGAUUUCUUCUUUAUCAGAACCAUCCAUUCAAAACAAGAAGCUGAAAGAUAUAUUGGACUUGCGAAUUCCUCUACCAUUUUUUCGAAAAGAUAUGCAAGAAAUUGUGCUUAUUGUAACAUUAGCAUUGGCAUGCUUGAGCCCCCACCCAAAAUCCAGACCAUCAAUGCAGGAAAUAGCUAGUGAGCUUUUAGUUUCCAAGCCACCAUUGCUUUGGCAUUUUGAUGGCAUUUCCAUCCACCAACUGAUGAAGCAAAAAAUAUAUAUAAUUGGUAGAAGCUAGGAUAGUUGUGAUGAUAAUUUAAGAUGUGAUUGUAUUCUGUUACAUAUGAAUUUUACCCUUUUUUUUCAACUUAUAAGAACAUUUCUUUCCUUUUUUUUUUUGUUUAUUAUCAAAAGUUUAGAGUUGAGGGAAGGUUGUUCCCAUUCUAAAGUCAGGAAGACAUUAAUCUUAACAAGAGUAAGCAUUUGAUAAUAGAUUACACAUUUACACAUCAAUGAGGAAUACAUGAUUUGGAUUUAAAUUAUGUAGUUGUCAUGAGCAAAUAAGCAAAGGAU
This is a messenger RNA of Glycine soja, 2735 nucleotides long. RefSeq names its product probable leucine-rich repeat receptor-like protein kinase At1g35710. The transcript has 2 exons. Bases 226 to 2460 code for a protein of 744 amino acids. Gene Ontology annotation, molecular function: protein kinase activity; receptor serine/threonine kinase binding; ATP binding. The record is from RefSeq and is a predicted model, not a curated record. Lineage: Eukaryota; Viridiplantae; Streptophyta; Magnoliopsida; Fabales; Fabaceae. Gene Ontology annotation, biological process: protein phosphorylation.